Adineta ricciae is the source of this 486-nucleotide messenger RNA. The record is from the annotation of a GenBank genome assembly. Lineage: Eukaryota; Metazoa; Rotifera; Eurotatoria; Adinetida; Adinetidae.
AUGCCUCGUUACACACUGACUUAUCAUCGGAAAACAAAAAAGAAAUUCAAUAAAUUACCUUCGGAAAACGAAAUCCAACGUGUGGCACAUUCGUUAAUUCUACAACUGAAUUGUGUGGUCAAACUUACUCAACAGAUGCGAACAGAAGAUUCACGAUAUCUUCAGUUACUUCAACGACUUCGUCAAGGUCAAUGUAGUUAUGAAGAUUAUGAAUUAUUAUUGACGCGCGUUGUUGGACAGUCAUCAGUAUCUCUUCAUGAACCACCAUGGAAUCAAGCUUCCAUGCUUGUGUUUAGGAAUGAAAUACGAACGCAACUGAAUCACAGGUCGACAAUUCAUAAUGCAAUACAAACAGGUUGCGACCCAAUGGUAUGUGUUGCCCAGGACUUUUGUAAAGGCAAACCUGUUGAAGAGCCGGCACUCCUUAAAAAUUAUUGGAACUAUCAGAUAGUAAGACUGAGCACUUGCCGGGAUUGUUACCGUUAG